Sinocyclocheilus grahami is the source of this 8112-nucleotide messenger RNA. RefSeq names its product zinc finger homeobox protein 3-like. Gene Ontology annotation, cellular component: nucleus. NCBI's taxonomy places the organism in Eukaryota, Metazoa, Chordata, Actinopteri, Cypriniformes, Cyprinidae. Gene Ontology annotation, molecular function: zinc ion binding; RNA polymerase II cis-regulatory region sequence-specific DNA binding; DNA-binding transcription factor activity, RNA polymerase II-specific. Gene Ontology annotation, biological process: regulation of transcription by RNA polymerase II; regulation of neuron differentiation. The transcript is spliced from 9 exons. The coding region runs from base 1 to 8037 and encodes 2678 amino acids. The record is from RefSeq and is a predicted model, not a curated record.
AUGAGUUCAAGGUGUGGUGUGCUCAAUGAACAGAGACUCAGCUCGGGAUUGUUGUGUUACCGUUGGCAUUUGCAGCAGCACGAGAACGCUGUGGAGGGCGAGUCGAGCUACUACCACUGUGUCCUGUGUAACUACUCCACCAAGGCCAAGUUGAACCUCAUCCAACACGUCCGUUCCAUGAAGCACCAGCGCAGCGAAAGCCUGCGGAAGCUGCAGCGCCUGCAGAAGGGCUUACCUGAGGAAGAGGAGGAGUUGAGCGCCAUCUUCACCAUUCGCAAAUGCCCUUCUGCCGACAUGGGAGAGCUGAGUGAGGAUGUGGAGGCUGCCAGUGAAACCACCACAGAUCAGGAGGACCAAACCAAAGACAGAGAGUGUGGGGGGGAGAGGGAGCUCACCAAAGGGACAGCAUCCAACCAAUCGGAGAGGGAUCAGACGGAUUCCCCGGUCCCCUCCAAGCGGCCUUCUUCGAGGUCUGAGGCAGCAGAAAGCCCCCUCUCAUCGAAACGACCCAGGACCACUGAGAAGAGCAGUGGAGAGCAGAUGUACCAGUGCCCCUACUGCAAGUUCAGCAACACAGAUCUGAACCGGCUCAGAAUGCACGUGAUGACGCAGCACUCAGUGCAGCCCAUGUUCCGCUGCCCGCUGUGCCAGGACAUGCUCAACAACAAGGUCCACCUGCAGUUCCAUCUCACUCACCUCCACAGCGUGGCACCAGACUGCGUCGACAAGCUAAUUGCCACAGUGGCAGCAUCAGAAGUACUGCCAGCAAGCAUGUUCAUACCAGUCCCUGGACCAGAGAUAGAUACUCAAACCGCACCUCAGUCCAUGGUCAACUCAAACUCUGAUGACAUUAAGAAACAAUCAGAGGUGGCAGAUGUUGAGCCUGAAAAAGGAGUUUGUCUGGCCUCAGACACUGUUGAAGCUCGCAAGUCUCCUCUUGAGGAACAGCAGCCUGCAAGAGAUGAUUCCACCGGUUUCCUUUGCUGGAAAAAGGACUGUAAUAAAGUCUUUAAAUCCUCCAAUGCCCUUCAGAUGCACUUCAAUGAGGUCCACAAUAAAAGGCCCCAACUGCCUGUCUCUGAUCGUCAUGUCUACAAAUAUCGCUGCAACCAGUGUAGUUUGGCAUUCAAGACAAUAGAGAAACUUCAGCUGCAUUCCCAAUACCAUGUAAUCAGAGCAGCCACAAUGUGCUGUUUAUGCCAGCGCAGCUUCAGGACCCUACAGGCACUUAAGAAGCAUCUGGAGACCAGUCACCUGGAGUUGAGUGAAGUUGACAUCCAGCAGCUCUAUGGAGGUUUACUGAUGAAUGGAGACCUAAUGAUUAUGGGUGAUCCCUCACUUGGAGAGGACCAGGGAGCUCUUAUUGAUGAUGAGAAAGAGGGAGACGAAAGUGACCCAGAGGAAAAGCAAAGCCCAACUGGCAGUGACUCUGGAUCUUUGCAAGAAGAUUCUGGAUCUGAACCCAAGCGAGCCCUGCCAUUUAGGAAAGGCCCCAACUUUACUAUGGAGAAGUUUCUAGAUCCGUCCCGUCCUUUCAAGUGUACAGUCUGCAAAGAGUCAUUUACCCAAAAGAAUAUUCUUCUUGUACACUACAACUCUGUGUCUCACUUACACAAAGUCAAAAGGGCUCUACAGGAAUCCACCACCGGUCAGCCAGAGCCUACCAGCAGCCCUGAUAAUAAACCCUUCAAGUGCAGCACUUGCAAUGUAGCAUACAGCCAGAGCUCUACACUGGAGAUUCACAUGCGCUCUGUUCUUCAUCAAACCAAGGCCAGGGCAGCAAAGCUUGAAGCAGCUGGCGGCACUUCUAGUGCUGUUAGCAGUAGUGGCCCAAGCGGAAGCACUUCCAAUAGCACUUCAACCCCAAGCCCUAUUCCAGCCACUAACUCAACUACCAGCUCCAGCAAGAGCAGCAGCUCUCCAGCUGGAGCUCAGACAGCACAGAGCAUCAUGGGAGGUAAUCAUCUGUCAAGUCAUUCUCACAAUGUUGAGAAUUUGGGUAACUCAGCCUGUCAUCCCUCUCCUUCUGAGAAUCAUGAAGUGAAAAAGAAGAAAUUUACAGAUAUGCUAUCCUCGAGGGGUCAUCAGCAGCAGCUCCAGCAACAGCAGCAGCAGUUGGCCCAGGCUCAAGCACAGGCACAGGCUCAGCUCCAACAAGAGCUCCAGCAGGCUGCUCUCCUUCAGUCCCAGCUUUUUAACCCUCUUCUCCAGCACUUCCCUAUGACAACAGACGCUCUUCUCCCUCUUCAGCAACAGCAGCUGCUCUUUCCAUUUUACAUUCCUGGGGCAGAAUUUCAACUGAAUCCAGAAAUGAACCUGAGCAGCUCUUCAUUGAACUUCAGUGGAUCUGCUGCUUCACUGUUGGAAGAACAGAAAAACUCUGCCCAGCAGAGCUGCUUACAACAACAGCUUAUGCACCACCACCUUCAGCAACAGCACCAAUCUCAUUCCCACUCCCAAGGAUCGAGCCAAAUGGCUUUACUUCAGCAGAGUGCCCUUUCUCAUCCUGUAGACAAAAAGUCAAAGCCAUCUCCUCACACUGAGAAAGAAAGAGAGCUGCCAAAGGAUAAAGAAAUUAGUGAUAAAGCUGAGGAUCAUGUUCCGAAAGAUAUGUCAGACAAGUCCAAAGAAAAGAAAGAUCCUCCUCAAGCUGUUGUAAAUGUGAACCAUGACUCUGGAUUUCCUCCUCCAAGGAUUGCCUCAGAUGCCCGAGGGAAUGCCACCAAAGCCCUACUGGAGAAUUUUGGCUUCGAGUUAGUAAUUCAGUUCAAUGAGAACAAGCAAAAAGCACAAAAAAAGCCAACAGGAUCUCUGUCAGGAUGCAGUGGGCCAGUUGGUAUCACCAGAGUAGUUGACCCUAUUGAAGGAUUAGAGAAACUGGAGUGUGAGUCUUGCGGUAAGCUCUUUUCCAACAUAUUGAUUCUCAAGAGUCACCAGGAGCAUAUCCACCAGGCUUUCUUUCCGUUCAGAUUCCUAGAGAGAUUUGCCAAAGAAUACAGGGAACAAUAUGACAAGCUGUACCCACUGAGACCUCAGACACCCGAAGCUGCUGCACCUCCUCCACCGCCUCCACCCCCACCCCCACCUCCGCCUCCCCAGAGGGUACCAACACCAAAUAUACCCGUUUCUGCUCCUACCCUGACACCACCAACUGCUCCAACUCCUCAGCCUUCAGUUCCACUGGCCCAAAUUCCAAUGUCAAUGGAUCUGCCUCUCUUCUCUCCACUUAUGAUGCAGCCCAUGUCACUCCAGUCAUUACCUUCUCAGAUUCCUGCCCAACUGCCAGCUGUGGAGCCCAGUGUGGCCACUGAUCUGGCCCAGCUCUACCAACAGCAGCUUACCCCUGCCAUGUUACAGCAACAGAAUAAGAGACCUCGCACCCGUAUCACAGAUGACCAGCUAAGGGUGCUCCGCCAGUAUUUCGACAUCAACAACUCUCCCAACGAAGAACAAAUUAAGGAAAUGGCAGAUAAAUCAGGACUCCCCCAGAAAGUCAUCAAGCACUGGUUCCGCAAUACGCUCUUUAAAGAGCGACAACGCAACAAAGACUCACCUUAUAAUUUUAACAACCCUCCAAUUACAACUCUUGAAGAUACCAAAAUUGAUUCAAAGCCACCCUCCCCUGAGCCUCAAAAGCAGGAAUCAUUUGGAAAUAAGAGGUCCUCAAGGACAAGGUUCACAGACUACCAGCUGAGGGUGUUGCAAGAUUUCUUUGAUGCUAAUGCUUAUCCUAAAGAUGAUGAAUUUGAGCAGUUGUCCAAUCUUCUGAGCCUUCCAACUCGAGUCAUUGUUGUGUGGUUCCAAAAUGCCAGACAGAAAGCCCGUAAAAAUUAUGAGAACCAGGGAGAUGGAGGAAAAGAAGGUGACCGACGCGAGUUAUCCAAUGACCGAUACAUUCGUACUACCAACUUAAACUAUCAGUGCAAGAAGUGCAGCCUGGUUUUCCAGCGCAUAUUUGACCUUAUUAAACACCAAAAGAAGCUCUGCUACAAAGACGAGGAGGAAGACGGGCAGUAUGACAGUCUAAAUGAAGACUCUAUGGAUCUUUCUCAUGAAUACUAUACUCUCUCUGGGUCAUCAGGUCAAACACCAAUGCCCUCAUCCUCAAGCCUCUGCCCUCUUCCUCCUUCAUCCUCUGCAUUCUCUCACAUCACGUCAUCUGAAAAGGAGGAGCCUACACCAGCUAACACAUCAAACUGUUUUGAUGAAAAAUCAAAAGACUCUUCAGAAACAUCAUUGGGCCAAAGAGAGCAGACAUCUUUGAAACAGGAAACCAUUCAUCCAUCUGAGACUCCACAGCAGAGACCACAAAGAGAGGAAAAGACACAUACAGUCCCAAAGAAUUCAAAACUUUCUUCACCUUCCCUCUCCCAACAGCAACAGCAAAGUGGUCCCUCCAUUUCACAUACCAGUCAGACCUCCCAGAGUUCCCACAUGGCCCUUAAUCCUCAUUUAGCCUCUGCCUCACAGCAGCAAUUGGCACAGCAAAUGAACCCGUACCAGUGUGAGCAGUGCAAACUGGCCUUCCCUUCAUUUGAACACUGGCAGGAACAUCAGCAACUUCAUUUCCUGAGUGUCCAAAAUCAGUUCAUUCAUCCUCAGUUUUUGGAUCGCCCAAUAGACAUGUCCUUCAUGUUGUUUGAUCCUAGCAAUCCUCUGCUUGCUAGCCAGCUCCUUGCAGGAGCAAUACCGCAAAUGUCCAGCAACUCUGCCACCUCCCCAUCAACACCCACAUCCACUAUGAACUCCCUGAAGAGGAAGUUGGAGGAGAAGGCAGGAACUAGUCCAGGAGAAAGUGACAGCAUGAAUAGUGGAGAGGAGCCACAACGAGACAAGCGCCUCCGAACCACUAUUACACCAGAGCAACUAGAGAUUCUGUACCAAAAAUAUUUGCUUGACUCCAACCCUACUCGUAAAAUGCUUGACCACAUUGCUCAUGAAGUGGGGCUUAAAAAACGAGUGGUACAGGUAUGGUUCCAAAACACAAGAGCCAGAGAAAGAAAAGGUCAGUUCCGGGCUGUUGGGCCAGCUCAAGCACACCGACGCUGCCCAUUUUGUCGAGCCCUGUUCAAAGCUAAAACUGCCCUUGAGGCCCAUAUUCGUUCACGCCACUGGCAUGAGGCUAAACGUGCUGGUUACAACCUAGUGCUUUCUGGUCUGCUAUCUGAACAGGAGGCCAUGCAAUUGAAGAUGGAUCCUCUGGAUAUCUCGAGCUAUGCUCACCUUGUCCAGUCUAACAAUGAUGCGCAAAGUUCAUCACUGUCACCUGUGAGCAAAAGCAUGGACUUGUCCCCCAGGGCUCUCCUGAGCCCAACAUCUAUUAAGGUUGAGGGAGCAGAGGAGUUUGAAAGCCCAACCAUUUCCUCAGUUAACACAAACUUUGAUCAUAAUAAACUUGAUAAUGAUGAUUGUUCUUCUGUGAAUACAGCCAUCACUGACACUACCACAGGUGAUGAAGCAAACAUUGACAAUGACAGUGCUGAUGCAAAGCACAGCCAUAACAGUGGAGAUUUUCUCUCUAAGUCUGGGGGUGCUGUACCCUCCAUUGAGAACGAUGAACAGAUGUCCUCAGGACUGGUGAGUCCUGCAACGAGCUUCUACACAAAAGACUUUGAAAAUGAAAAUAUGAUAGACUACAGUGAAACAUCUAGUCUGGCUGACCCUUGUUCACCAAGUCCAGGGGCCUCUGGAAGCAGAAGCAUUGAUAGUGGAGACAGACCUGGUCAAAAGCGCUUCCGAACACAGAUGUCUAAUCUUCAGCUUAAGCUGCUCAAGUCCUGCUUCAAUGAUUAUAGGACUCCAACCAUGCUGGAGUGUGAGGUACUUGGCAAUGACAUUGGACUUCCAAAGAGAGUUGUUCAGGUCUGGUUUCAAAAUGCUCGUGCUAAGGAAAAGAAGGCAAAGCUCAGCAUGGCUAAGCACUUUGGUAUUAACCAGACUUCUUACGAGGGACCUAAGACAGAAUGCUCUUUGUGUGGUGUUAAAUACAGUGCUCGCCUCUCAGUGCGAGACCACAUCUUUUCCCAGCAACACAUCUCCAAAGUAAAGGAUACCAUUGGAAGUCAACUCGAUAAAGAGAAAGAGUACUUCGAUCCAGCGACGGUUCGUCAGCUGAUGGCACAACAGGAGAUGGAUCGUAUCAAGAAAGCAAAUGAGGUCCUGGGACUUGCACAACAACAAGCCAUGCAGCAACAAGGGAUGUUUGACACAUCUGCCUUGCAAGCCUUGAACCUUCAGUCAGGUUACCCAAAUCUACAGGGGAUCCCCCCUGUUCUCCUGCCAGGUGUUGGUGGGCCCUCCAUACCAGGCUUUAACUCAUCCAACUCAGCUUUAACCCCUCCGAAACCUCUGAACCUCCUGAACAUGCCUGGUGCCAGUGUACCCUCACCUAGUCUCCCCACAUCUGGUUUACCCAACAAGACCCCAUCCUCCUCUUCAUUGGCCUCGCCCAGCCCAGCUCAGGCCAGCACAUCUAUCGCCCACUCGAGCCCUACCCCCACAUCUACAUCAAACUCUUUGAUGACCCAGCCAGGCCCCCAUCCUGAUGCGCCCAAAGAUCGUGAUCCUGAGAGGGCCAGGGAGAAAGAGAAACCCAAGGGGAAGGCUGAGAAGCCCCCCACACCAUCCUCAGCUGGGGGUACUCCCGCUCCCUCCACUUCUGCUGCCAGUGCCAAGAAAGAAAAACCAGACACUGCUGUUCCGGCCACCUCGAUGCCAACACCUGGCAUGGAGUAUGUGGUCGAUACUGCGCAACUUCAAGCUCUACAAGCAGCUUUAGCUUCAGAUCCAACAGCUCUGUUAACAAGUCAGUUCCUGCCCUACUUUAUGCCUGGCUUCUCUCCAUAUUAUGCCCCUCAGAUACCAGGUACUCUUCAAGGUGGAUAUCUUCAGCCCAUGUAUGGCAUGGAAAGUCUUUUCCCCUACAACCCGGCUUUAUCACAGGCCCUGAUGGGGCUGUCACCAGGAUCUUUGCUUCAACAUUACCAGCAAUAUCAGCAGAGCCUGCAGGAGGCACUUCAGCAGCAGCAGCGGCAGCUUCAACAGAUCCAACAUCCCAAAGCAAGCCAAACGUCACAAAACUCGGUGGGCCGUAAGGACUCUGCCAAAGAUCCAGUAAAAACAGAGGAGCAAAAGAGCAAUUCCUCAGUUGAAACCUCUUCCACUUACAACAACCUAGCCACUGAGCAGCAUGAAGUGGAUGGCAAAGGUGCAGACCCCCAUCUUGACCAAUAUAUCAUCCCCAAAGUUCAGUAUCGGCUGGCGUGCCGCAAGUGUCAAGCUGUCUUCAGCAAGGAGGAAGCAGCUAUCAGCCACCUCAAGUCAAUUUGUUUUUUUGGUCAGUCUGUGGCAAACCUGCAAGAGAUGUUGCUCCGGGUCCCCAACAGUGGGAAUGCAGCAGAAGGUGGCCUCUACGACUGCCUCGUCUGUGACACAACACUAGAAGGGGACAAAGCGCUCAGUCAACACCUGGAUUCAGCCUUGCACAAACACAGAACAAUCAAGAGAUCCAGAAAUGCCAAAGAGCACGCUACUAAUUUAUUACCUCACUCUUCAGCCUGCUUCCCCAGUCCUAACACCACAUCUACCUCGCAGUCUGCCACUCACUCAAACAACACCCCAUCCCCUCCACCAACAAUGUCAGCCACCAUACCAUCCUCAUCAGCGUCUGCAUCUUCAUGCACCUCCUCCUCCUUAACAGCCACUCCACUCAACACAACAGCUACAGGCAAAUCAUGGUCCCAGGCCCCUUUCUCCAGAGCUUUAGCUGGGAAGCCCAAUACCCCUUCGUCUGCAUUGUCUUCUUUUCCUCCAGUUUCCUCUCCUUCAACGGUUACCUCAAGUUCAUUGAGCACCUCAGGGGUCCAGACCUCGAUACCAACAGACGUCUUUACCGACGAGUCUGAUUCUGACAGCAGUCAGAAGUCAGCAGACAGGCUGGGCAGGCCAGCAGAGGAGCCACAACAGCCUGGCUGUCUCAAAGACAGCAGUAGUUGUAGUAAUCUCGCUAGUGUAGGAUCGGACUCCAUCAGAUUGUAAAAGCUUUCAGUGAUGAACAAUAUUUAAAAAAAGAAAUAGAAAAAGAAAAAAAAAACACAAGACAAAAGAAAAAAA